CUCUGCUCUCUCACGCGUUCUCUUGUGACUCAUCCCACUCCUGUCCCCCACUGGAUCUAAGCAUCUAAGCCCUACUUUGCAACCGGGUAUAAAUAACAAGAUGCAUAUAGCUGCAGCUUAGCAGAGACGAGCUCGACCGUCCAGCUAGCAUCGGCGACCAGAGGAGCCAGUUUGACACUCAAACAGCCGCGUCGAUCGAUCGGAGUUGCACGGGACGCAAGCAAGCUAGCUAGCGCGAGGUGGUUGCGAUCCAUCCAUGCAUCUGCUCCACGGGUCUGCUAUGAUCGGUGGCAGCUGCGGCGGCAGAGCUCUCCGGCGAGUCGACAGCUCCCCGAAGCCGUCCUUGUGCCGGAGCGACGCCAUGAAGAAGAAGAGGAGCAAGAGGUCCAGGCUCUCGGCCGCGCUGCGGGAGCUCAGGCUGGCGGCCAAGGCGAGGGACAAGGAGGGGCUCCUUCAGAUCCUCGUCACCGGACACCGCACUAGCCGCGGAGGAUCCGGCAACGGCGAGCGCACCGGCGGACCAUCGACGGAGCGCGGUGUAGCUGAUACGGGCGACGACCAGCGCGCGACACUGCGGUGGCAGGGACGCGGCGUUGAUGCAGCCGGGCGUGCCGAUGGUCCUCUUCUUGAGUUGGGGAGACCGACAGCAACCAGGGGAGCCAGCUGCGGCGGCCGUCGUUGCCCGAGUUGGGCGCUGGCAGUGGCGCUUGUGCUCGCGCUGGUUUGCGUGGUAGCGCUCGGGACGGCGCCGGCCAUCUGUUGCUGCACCUGCGCGGCCUGGUUGUGCGGCGGCUGCGGCGCGCAGGAGCAUGCAUCUGACCGGCGGCGGGGCGGCUCCUGCCGUGGCAGCGUUAGAGUAAUACAGCCACAAGCCGGUAGUACACUGUAUCAUGCAGAGGUCACCAGUGGGUGAACUGUAUGAAUUUUCGUACAGUAUGUAUGCAUUUUGCAUAUUCUUUA
Molecule: messenger RNA, 960 nt
Organism: Triticum urartu
Lineage: Eukaryota; Viridiplantae; Streptophyta; Magnoliopsida; Poales; Poaceae
Source: RefSeq, a predicted model, not a curated record